CACCAUUUUAACCCAUAAAACCUUUAUUUCGCCUAUCCACACUCACUCUAUCCAUCUUCCCCCAAAUCCUAUCCUCUCUCCGAUGGCCUCCAUCUCCGCCGCAGCCACCGCUGCCGCCACCUUCUCCUCCUCCUCACCCUCACCCUCUUCUUCUUCCUCACUCUUCACCCUACCAAAACCCUCCACCAAAUUACUCCUUUCCUCUACUUUUCUUUCCAAAUCCUCCACAAAUCUCUUCCUCCACACCUCCGCUUCUAACUCCUCCCCCGCCGCCCACCGCCGCCGUGCUCUCACCGUACGCGCCGCCAGAGGCAAAUUCGAGCGAACAAAACCCCAUGUCAACAUCGGAACCAUCGGCCACGUUGACCACGGCAAAACCACCUUAACCGCCGCUCUCACCAUGGCCCUCGCCUCCACCGGCGGCGGCGUCGCCAAAAAGUACGACGAAAUCGACGCCGCACCGGAAGAACGCGCGCGUGGUAUCACCAUUAACACCGCCACUGUCGAAUACGAAACGGAAAACCGCCAUUACGCCCACGUUGACUGCCCCGGUCACGCUGAUUACGUCAAAAACAUGAUCACCGGUGCUGCCCAAAUGGACGGCGCUAUCCUCGUUGUCUCCGGCGCCGACGGCCCCAUGCCACAGACAAAAGAACAUGUUUUGUUGGCGAAACAAGUAGGUGUUCCGAAUAUGGUUGUUUUUUUAAAUAAACAAGAUCAAGUUGAUGAUGAAGAGUUGUUAGAAUUAGUUGAGUUAGAAGUAAGAGAGUUAUUAUCAUCUUAUGAGUUUCCUGGUGAUGAUAUUCCGAUUAUUUCGGGUUCGGCUUUGUUAGCUUUAGAAGCCUUGACUGAGAAUCCAAAGAUUGCAAAGGGGGAGAACAAAUGGGUGGAUAAAAUCUAUGAUUUAAUGGCUGCUGUUGAUGAUUAUAUCCCAAUUCCACAAAGACAGACUGAACUGCCCUUUUUGUUAGCGAUAGAAGACGUUUUUUCGAUUACGGGUAGAGGGACGGUUGCCACGGGUCGGGUUGAAAGAGGGACGGUUAGGAUUGGAGAUAGUGUCGAGAUUGUCGGGUUGAAGGAUACACGAACUACCACUGUUACAGGGGUUGAGAUGUUUCAGAAGCUGCUUGAUGAAGCGAUGGCGGGGGAUAAUGUAGGGCUUUUGUUGAGAGGGAUUCAGAAGAUUGAUAUUCAGAGGGGUAUGGUUUUGGCUAAACCCGCGACGAUUACCCCGCACACCAAGUUUGAGGCGUUGGUUUAUGUGUUGAAGAAGGAAGAGGGCGGGAGGCAUUCGCCGUUUUUUGCAGGGUAUAGACCGCAGUUCUACAUGAGAACUACUGAUGUUACAGGGAAGGUGACAUCGAUUAUGAACGAUAAAGAUGAGGAAUCGAAGAUGGUUAUGCCUGGUGAUCGCGUGAAGAUGGUGGUUGAGCUUAUUAUGCCGGUUGCUUGUGAGCAAGGUAUGCGGUUUGCUAUUAGAGAAGGUGGGAAGACUGUCGGUGCUGGUGUUAUCCAGUCGAUUAUCGAGUGAUGUAUCUCAAAUCUGUUAUAAAGUCGUUUUGAGUUUGGAGAUUUUAUUUUUCAUAACUGUAUGCACUUAAUUUUGCAUUGUUAAGAUAUCACACAUGUUGCACCUAUUUUCUUUAAGUUAUGCUAGUCUUUUAGUUUAAUCA
Molecule: messenger RNA, 1673 nt
Organism: Helianthus annuus (common sunflower)
Lineage: Eukaryota; Viridiplantae; Streptophyta; Magnoliopsida; Asterales; Asteraceae
Product: elongation factor Tu, chloroplastic
Exons: 1
Coding region: 83-1531 (482 amino acids)
Biological process (GO): mitochondrial translational elongation
Cellular component (GO): mitochondrion
Molecular function (GO): GTPase activity; GTP binding; translation elongation factor activity
Source: RefSeq, a predicted model, not a curated record